AUGUGUCAGAAUGUCCCAGUAAUUAGCGCCAGUCCCGAGACGCGUUUCACCCACACUAUGGGGGCUUUUUCAAUCGGUAUCCUCAUUGUCUUCAUGCUUUCUCUGUUAAUGCUCUGUAGGCACUGUGCACAGACAAUGUGUCAGAAUGUCCCAGUAAUUAGCUCCAGUCCCGAGACGCGUUUCACCCACACUAUGGGGGCUUUUUCAAUCGGUAUCCUCAUUGUCUUCAUGCUUUCUCUGUUAAUGCUCUGUAGGCACUGUGCACAGACAAUGUGUCAGAAUGUCCCAGUAAUUAGCGCCAGUCCCGAGACGCGUUUCACCCACACUAUGGGGGCUUUUUUAAUCGGUAUCCUCAUUGUCUUCAUGCUUUCUCUGUUAAUGCUCUGUAGGCACUGUGCACAGACAAUGUGUCAGAAUGUCCCAGUAAUUAGCUCCAGUCCCGAGACGCGUUUCACCCACACUAUGGGGGCUUUUUCAAUCGGUAUCCUCAUUGUCUUCAUGCUUUCUCUGUUAAUGCUCUGUAGGCACUGUGCACAGACAAUGUGUCAGAAUGUCCCAGUAAUUAGCGCCAGUCCCGAGACGCGUUUCACCCACACUAUGGGGGCUUUUUUAAUCGGUAUCCUCAUUGUCUUCAUGCUUUCUCUGUUAAUGCUCUGUAGGCACUGUGCACAGACAAUGUGUCAGAAUGUCCCAGUAAUUAGCUCCAGUCCCGAGACGCGUUUCACCCACACUAUGGGGGCUUUUUCAAUCGGUAUCCUCAUUGUCUUCAUGCUUUCUCUGUUAAUGCUCUGUAGGCACUGUGCACAGACAAUGUGUCAGAAUGUCCCGGCAGAACCUGUUCAGUGA
Messenger RNA from Pelobates cultripes (western spadefoot toad), 846 nucleotides. The record is from the annotation of a GenBank genome assembly. Lineage: Eukaryota; Metazoa; Chordata; Amphibia; Anura; Pelobatidae.